Molecule: messenger RNA, 1081 nt
Organism: Octodon degus (degu)
Lineage: Eukaryota; Metazoa; Chordata; Mammalia; Rodentia; Octodontidae
Gene: Spmip1
Exons: 2
Coding region: 362-787 (141 amino acids)
Source: RefSeq, a predicted model, not a curated record
GUUGGGACUGGUUGUCUGGAUCAAAGAGGACCAGCUGGGGACAGGGAUGGGAAGGAGAACUCCUGACUACCAGUUUGCAUGGGGCAGAGGACAGAAAAGAAAGCCCAGGAAACCAGGACACCUGUAAUUCCAGCUCAAUCUGGGUCCUGAGGGAGGUUUGGGGGCCCAGGCUGCUUCAGGAAGGGUGGCACAUGAGGUCUGCUGAGGACAUGCCAAAUAGAACCCUAGCCCUGUGUGAGGUGGGGCUUGGUUGCCAGGUGACUGUCCCAGGGCAGCCACCUGCUGGCAGAAGAACUCUGCUUGCUGUAUUCACCCCUUGGUGGCAUCUACCCUGGUACUGGUCCACCCUUUCUUUGCCACCAUGUCGCGGCAGCUCAACAUGGAUACGCUGCGGCAGAAUUUCUGGAAGGAGGAAUAUCUAAGGGAAAAGAUGUUGCGGUGUGAAUGGCACCACAAGUAUGGGUCAUUGGUGAAGGCCAAGCAGAAGGCCAAGGCUGCAGCCCGCCUGCCCCUCAAACUGCCUACCUUGGCCUCCAAGGCCCCACUCUCACCCCAGCCUGUCCCCACAGCAGUCCCUUCCAAGACUCCCAGCCCUGUCCCAGAGGCUUUUCAGUCAGAAAUGUACCCAGUACCACCUGCCACCCGGGCCCUGCUGUACGAAGGCAUCUCCCAUGACUUAAAGGGGCGUUACCACUACCUCAACACCCGAAAACUGGACCUGCCAGAGACGCGCUACCUCUUGCCCAUCACCACCAACUUCACAUAUGGCUGGCAGCUGGGGGCCUGAGAGGGAAGCCAAGGGAGCAAGGUUCCAACAAAAGCAAGAGGGAAGCCCCAGAAAGGGUGGAGGUUGAAGGAAGCCCUAUGGCAGCAGUCUGUCCCUGUGACAGCAGGCUGAGGUGCCAAUGGCAGACAGCCUGCACUCACUGCUCUAUUUAGCAGCCAGCCUGUAUGUGUCUGUAGCUCCCACUCCUCACAAGUUCUUUUUAUUUCUCACUAAAUGGAUACAAGACCAUGCAGACAGACAGGGGCCCUAUGUGAGUCCCUUCCCCGGGAACCUAUUGUGGCCUCUGAUAUCUUU